Molecule: messenger RNA, 3311 nt
Organism: Mytilus trossulus (common blue mussel)
Lineage: Eukaryota; Metazoa; Mollusca; Bivalvia; Mytilida; Mytilidae
Exons: 12
Coding region: 465-3311 (948 amino acids)
Molecular function (GO): protein binding; phosphatidylinositol-4,5-bisphosphate binding; phosphatidylinositol-4-phosphate binding
Source: RefSeq, a predicted model, not a curated record
CUUAUUGCAAUCAACAUCUUUGAUCAUCUUUGAGAACGUCCAUUUUUACUUUCGCACCUGGCUGUUCUAUUUAAUUGUCCUCACCACGCCUCCCUGUCAAAUGUGUUCUUUUAAUUUUAGGCCCGACCUUGCUUUCUUUGCAAUUUAACCAUAAGUACUUCGAAAAUACUUCUUAAAAGUGUUUGGCUUUAAACGAGUUCCAAAGAAAGCGUGUACAAAUUUAAGCCAGCUAGAGAAAUCAUAGAAGUUCUAGUGAUCAGAAGAGCUAAUCAGUGUCACCUAAAUGAUUGAGUCUAGGUGUAUAACAAUAAUAAACUUUUUGGAAUUUAAUAUCUGCAGAAAAAGAAGUCUACAACUCAUGGUAAAAACUUGAAUGGGCCACUGAACUUGAAGAACAACAUUUAGAUGGCAGUGGCAAGCUAACAGUAAACCAUGAAGUAGUCACCUUAAACAUAAUAUACAGAAUGCAGUACCAGGGAAGUGUUCAGAACUUGUCUCGUCAAACGAGUCAACAUUCACUAUCUCAACCACAAAGUCAUGAUCACCAAUAUCAACAACAGUAUUCAUUAGGGAGACAGAGAGCAGGAGGUCAGCCGUCACCAUACGUAUCACGCCGAGGAGAGGAUGACAGACGAUCACAUGACCAAGUCUAUCGUGAUGAUAGAAAUGCAUCAAACAGUAGUAAUUUGGGCAAAGUGGAUAAUUUAUCUAUGGAAAGAAAUCAAAGACAUCCUGAACAAAGUUCUUAUCGCAAUGAAUCACUGCCUAGGCAUACUGCUGGUGAACCACAUCAGUCAUAUCCACACGGUCAUUCAGGUGAUCCAAGACAAAACCUGUCUUACGAAUCAAGAUCGUCAGAACAAAAUGAAGGAGGUCGUGAUAGGUAUGAUCCUAGAGUGGCAAGACAUGCAAGUCAACGUUCUAUGAAUUAUCCAGAUUCACGUGAACAAGCAGGACAUAACAUGUCAAGAGAAAGUCACGAUCCCAGUGUCGCACGACAUGAAAGUCAGAGAUCAUUGAAUUAUACAGAUCAACAGCAUCACCAGUCUUCUCAUGCAUCUCAUUCCCGUUUGCCAACAGAAUCUCCAUAUAUGUCAAGACGACAGGAACCAUCUGCUAGAGGUUCACAAAGUCAGAUGUCUCCAGCGCCUCAAAGACAACAAGAGUAUUUCCCUAAUGUAUCAACUCAUCAGACAAUGCCAGCCACCACCUUGCAGAGAGAUCCUCCGUCUCGACAGCCUCCAUCACCUCAUGAUGCACAGGGUCAGGGUUCAAGGUCACAGCAAGAUAUUCCACCUUCACCUUAUAUGUCUAGACACCAAGGAGGUCCAGCAGAUUCACCAUAUAUGUCAAGACACCCAAGUCAAAGAUCAGUUGGACAGAGGAGUGAUAUUCCUCAACAAUCAAAUGUUUCAAGACAUGAAAGUCAAAGAUCAGUUGGACAAAGGAGUGAUAUUCCUCAACAAUCAAAUGUUUCAAGACAUGAAAGUCAAAGAUCAGUAGUUUCCCCUCAGUCCCAACCACCUUAUCAUGUAUAUCAUCAAGAUGGUCAUCAACCAUCAUCUGCUUCAAGCACAUUAAGUCGUCAACCUCAUUAUCAGCAGGGACCACAACAAAAUGAGGCUCCUUCAGCCACAAGCACAUUACUUCGCCAAUCACAUCAUCAGCAACCACCACAUUUACAUGAACCCCCUUCAGCUUCAAGCACAUUAAGUCGGGACUAUCAACAAUCAGGAAAAGCUCACCAGUCUCAAAUUCAUGGAAGUCAAACUUCUGUAAGUAACAGGCCUGUUUUCACACAACAAGAUAGUGGGCCUCCUCCCUCAUAUCAGACUUACAAACGACAACAUUCCAGAGAUCAGGACAAUAGUGAUACCAUGCGUCGUGAACAAAGUUAUCUUCAAAAGUCCAUGAAUGAGGACCAAAACAAAAACACUUCUCAAGUAACCAGAUCUCAAAGCCAAGUAUCUCAUCACCGCUCAGGUGAUCCUAGACUGACACCAAAGUUAUCACGUAAUGAAAGUGAAAGAUCAGUGGCACGAAGUCAACAUUCCAGAGCUAGCAGUCUUUCUAAUUCACAUCCAAUUCCUGAUGCCAGGGCAACAGAAGCAUCACAUAUAAUUGACUUACUUGAAAAAGAGAUAGUCUAUCUCACAGGUGGUAGAGAUAGACAAGGAGGACCAGUUGUAACUUUUCCACCUCACAGACAACAGCCAAACUUUAACUCAGAAGAUAUCACCACAUGUAUGAACUAUCUGGCACAGAUACCCAGUGAGGAAUCAAUGAGAAGGGGAGUAACUGUUGUAAUUGAUAGUAGAGAUGGUUCCUGGUCCAAUCUGGUAACAGUGUUAGGAUGUUUAAAGGAAUCAUUAGGUGACUUAUUAAAACAAGUACUGGUUGUUAAACCUGACAGUCAUACAGAUAGACGUCCUAGUAGUAAUAGCUUUAGAAGGGACAGACCAAAUAUAGAGCCUCAGUUUGUUUCUGUGAAUCGCCUGUAUACAUUUGUGGAUAGGAACCAGUUGACAGCUAUGUUUGAUGGCACCUUGUCAUAUCGCCAUGAUAUUUGGUUGAGAAACAGACUAGACCUAGAGAAGUUUAUCAGAGAAACGAGAGCAGCAUCUAACCACUUAGACAACGUAGAAUAUCAGAUACACCAGAGACUGAGUAGACGAGAACCAUCAAGUCCGCUAGAGUCCGCUAGACAGCACAAACAUCUACAACAAGAAAUAUUACAUGUGCCUUCUCAAGUUAUCAGGGAUGGUAAGGAUCUGUUAAACAGAUUACACCAUCAAAAUGACAUUGUUAUACCACCUGGUGACGAUGAAGCUGUGAGUACGCUAGACCACUUAGAGGCUCAGAAACAGGUCAAAAGACUGAUCCAAUAUAUGGAGAAUUGUAUUGAAAAGUUAGAGAACUUAUUAGAGGACGAGGACAGAUCUGUUAUCACCAAUCAGAAGUUUGAAGAUUUACAGAGACAUAUCAAAGCAGUUUUGAGCUGGAUAUUAGGACCAGGAGAAAAAUUGUUGGCAUCUCAAACAGACAUUGGUGAUUCUUAUGAAACAGCUGAUGUGUUAAGGAAACGACAUGAAGAGCUAGAAAUAAAGUGUACAGAUACUUAUGGUCAGUAUGCUGAACUACGACAUAAGGCAGAUGAGCUGAUAGCAGAAGAUCCCACUGGAGCAGAAGACAUCAGAUCCACCAGAGAUUAUAUGGAUACAGUGUUCAGGAGUUUUGCCAGCCGUUUAGAAAGACGGAGGAACUUAUUAAUUACAUCCGUUAGGUUCCAUAGGCUUGCACAAGAGGUAUAA